GUAAAGGCAGCUCGGGGCUGGCGGGGUGAGAGUGACUGCGGCGUUCGCGGCCGGCGGGGCGUGAGACAGCAGUGCGGCCAUGGCGGAACCUCAGCCCGCGUCUGGCGGCCUCACCGACGAGGCCGCCCUCGGCUGCUGCUCCGACCCGCACCCCAGCACCAAGGAUUUUCUGCUGCAGCAGACCAUGCUGCGAAUUAAGGAUCCUAAGAAGUCAUUGGAAUUUUAUACUAAAGUUCUUGGAAUGACGCUACUCCAAAAAUUAGAUUUCCCACCAAUGAAAUUUUCACUCUAUUUCUUGGCUUAUGAGGAUAAAAAUGACAUCCCCAAAGAAAAUGAUGAAAAACUAGCCUGGGUGUUCUCCAGAAAAGCUACACUUGAACUAACACAUAAUUGGGGCACUGAAAAUGAUGAGGCCCAGAGUUACCACAGUGGCAAUUCAGACCCUCGAGGAUUUGGUCACAUUGGAAUUGCUGUUCCUGAUGUACAUGCUGCUUGUAAAAGAUUUGAAGAACUGGGGGUCAAAUUUGUGAAGAAACCUGAUGAUGGUAAAAUGAAAGGCCUCGCAUUUAUUCAAGAUCCUGAUGGCUACUGGAUCGAAAUUUUGAAUCCUAACAAAAUGAUGGCUAUUGUUUAGUUCUGUGAAAAUACUGCUGGGAGAGUUAGGGGAAGACAUUGUAGGUGAUAAAAAAGGAAAUGAUGUGAUUCAAUAUUUUCAAUUUAACAGAAGCAUCUAGGACUGGUGGGUCCCUGUCCCAGUUCAUAUUCUUCUCCAAUGGGUUUCCCUUUCCUAUUUCAGCUAUGACUAUUCAGUCAUCCUAAUUUUAAAGUACUGCUUUGUCUUAAUGUCCUUGAAUGUAAUUGUGUAACUUUACUUUUUUAGGUAAUAAUUAGAACAAUUCCCUUCAGAGGCUGCAUUUGCCUUUUAUCUUCUAAAUAGGACUUUUUACGUCCCUGCCUUUUAAUCAUCAUUUAAAAAAAAAAAAAAUGCACGUAAGAUGUUUUGUUAUGGUUACCUUCUGGGGUUUCAGUUCCUCAGAAAUUGCUUUUCACAAUGGAAAGUAAAGAAUAUUGAACAAAAGUGAACUUCAUGUGCACUUCAAAUAGUAUACAUUGUUGAUGUUACAAAAGAGAAGCUCCUCUUGGGAGCAGUUCAUAAUCAUGCUGACAAGGAUGCUGAUAGAAGAACUAAUUCUCCUUAUUUACAAAGUACUUUCAGAGUUUAAAGACUAUCCUCUUUAUUUUGGCAUAGGAGGAGAAUGGGAAUAAUAUUUACUGGGCAUGCAAACACUGGACUGGUCUGUCACAUACUUUAUAUCAUUCUUCCCCAUGAUUGUAUGAGAAAGAAAGCAGGCUAGAUGAGAAAAAAACCUUUAAUGAAUUGAAGGCAAUAUAAAGGUUUAAGCAUUCAAGAUAUUGUCAUUAUUUUUAGUAUUUAGAUUGUAUCUCAGAAAUUGGUACCCUCCUCCUCAUUACCCCCCUAGUGCAAGCGUGUGCAUGUGUGCGUGCGUGUGCACACACACACACCACACAAUACCUCCUGUACUAGUCUCCCAUUGUGACAACUUCCAGUGACCUUGAGCAGUCCUCUGAGCUCUUGGGCCCGACUACCACUGUGAGGGAACAGCACCCGAGGAAGUCUGGAGCACCGACUGCUCUGGGAACACCUGGUUAUUUCUGUGCAAGUGAUGUUGUUAUUACGUGUGAAGAGUCCCACCCCAAGGUCUUCAAGAUACUGGUAAUCAUUUUGGGGAAAUUACAUCUUGUGAUAACUCAGUUAUCAGAAAUCAGCUCUUCCCUGCUAUGAGUGACAUUUGAUGGGUUUUUAAAAAACAAACUGAUUUUGAAAAUUUCUUAUGGUCUAGAAAAUUAGAACAUCCAGUUUGUGAUUUAACUACCUUUAGAUUUUCCAUAGACUGCAGUGAACACCUUUGGACAGGCAUGCCAACUAUGCUUACAAUGCUAGAUGCAUUUUACACUUCCAUUUCUAAUGGAAUGGAUUUAGGUGAGCAAUUCAAACAAAUAGCAGUACUUUUAGACUGAAAUAAAGUUAAAUUUAAAUAACAUUAUGUUUAAUUUGUAAACUUCUUUCCGGUAUGCUCAUUCUUUAAAAAAAAAAGUUCCCUCAGGGUGUACUGCAAGUGUGUCUGAAGGUACUUGUGCAGACUCAUUUUGAACUGGAAAUAGUUGUAAUUCUGUACAUCCUGCAGAACAAAUGGUUUCUAUGGAUAAGCUAAAGCGGAAAGGCUAGGCAGAGCAAAGUAAAUAAAGAAUAAAGGACUAUCGUAGAUGAAUGUGCAGAGAAGAAAAAAGGUCAGAUGUCAAUAGGUGAGUCAUGGGAACCAAUGAAGGUCAAGUUCACAUGUCAGAAUUAUCCAGAGAGGGUUAUUAGAUUCAUAACAGAAAAAAGUCAUUUAAAACUUUCCAGAGAAAGAAGCCUUUUUUACUUGCAAAGUACAACUUGCCAAGUUCUUUGGUUACUCCUUAAAUUCAUUCCUGUAUGCAUUAUAUAUAUAUAAAUAGCAUGCCAUCACCAUUCUAGGGAUUAGGACUAUUCACUUCCAAAUUAACUUACUUGAGAGGUGGUGAUAUAAGAGGGUGAAGGAGAGCACAAGAAGUUUCUUGUCUUCCAUGAUUGGACAGCAGUACUGUGUAGCUUACUAUCAAUGUGAAUAAAUCAGUCUUCUGUGCACUUACAUAGGUAAGCCUGGGACUGUUACCAUGCAGGUGGUUUGUGUUAGGAGUGGUGGCUGAGAAUCACUGUUGCUUCCUCACACAGCAUUCUAACCAACCCUGCAUACAGUGCAUAUAAAUAAUCCUUAACAGUCUCACUCCCAGAAAAAAUAACUGCUUGCAAAAAGGGUUAUAUCUGUAAGCAUGCUUGCUGCCAGCAAUAAAAAAAGACCCAAUUAUCUGACCUAUAAGCACGUCAGAGGUUCUGGAAUGAAUUGAUGGGAGAUCCCAGAUAUCAAGAACCCUGGUUUCCUUCCAUCUUUCUUUGCCUAUCUCUCAGAAUUUUAUCUUUGGGCUAAUAAUACUUGUUAUCAGUAAUACUUACAUGUUUGUAGGUAUCAAUAUAUAAACCUACACUGCCCAGGAAAAGAAAAUAAUCUUUUGUUGCUCGUGUUUCUUAAAUGUGUCAGAUCUUUCCAUAAGUUCUCAGCAGAAUUUUCCCUCAUAUUUUGCAUAGAACUGGGUCACUUCCCUGUCUUUAGUCACUGGCAGAGGGAAUAAGACCACUCUGACUUAGAUGGAUCAUGUUUACCCAAGUACCUGCAUGAGGGUAGACACUGGACCAAAAUUGAGAGGGCUUCUGGGGAGGCAUAAACAAAACUUCAACAGGGUCCUAACUGGUGCAGAGUGAUAUAAAGAAUCAUUUUCUAUUCACAAAAGCUUGGUCUAAGAUUGUGGUUCUCAACCCUUCCAGUCUUAGCAGACCCAUUUUAAUAUAACUUAGGCACAUUUAUAACACCAUAUCCACCAUCUUGAAAUUCAUAUAUAAUUUACCUAUAUAUACAACUUCAAAAAGGGUAAAUCUAAUACCUUUAUUGCAAUGCAAAGGGGAAGUGAAAUCAAUUUGUAAUAAAAUACUAUGCAUUUCAAAAUAUAAAUGCCCAGAUACUAAUAUACUAGAAAACAAUGAAGUAGCCAGAUUAACCUGGAAAACUGUUUUAAUAGACUACUGUUAACACUGAUGUUUUAUUUUUUUAUUUUUUUAAUAAGUUUUUUUUUUUUAAAGAGGCAUGUAUUUUAUUCA
This is a messenger RNA of Talpa occidentalis (Iberian mole), 3754 nucleotides long. It is a transcript of the gene GLO1, whose product is annotated as glyoxalase I. The transcript has 6 exons. The record is from RefSeq and is a predicted model, not a curated record. The coding region runs from base 80 to 634 and encodes 184 amino acids. Gene Ontology annotation, molecular function: metal ion binding; lactoylglutathione lyase activity. Lineage: Eukaryota; Metazoa; Chordata; Mammalia; Eulipotyphla; Talpidae.